Messenger RNA from Thamnophis elegans (Western terrestrial garter snake), 1782 nucleotides. RefSeq names its product zinc finger protein 253-like. Gene Ontology annotation, molecular function: DNA-binding transcription repressor activity, RNA polymerase II-specific. The annotation marks the transcript as partial. The record is from RefSeq and is a predicted model, not a curated record. Gene Ontology annotation, biological process: negative regulation of transcription by RNA polymerase II. Lineage: Eukaryota; Metazoa; Chordata; Lepidosauria; Squamata; Natricidae. The transcript has 7 exons.
AUGGAGUGUGGGAAGAGCUUUAGAUUCAAAAGUGUUCUUAGUAGCCAUAAAAUGAGUCGCCACUCAGGAGAGAAGCUAUAUGAAUGCAAGGAGUGUGGAAAGAGCUUUACUCCAUUCAGUGUGGCAGGCCUGAAGGCCCAGUGCAAAAGGUGGCUUCCAGGCCUGGCACUCUCGUCCUCUAGGCCACCAGGGAGAUGCCAUGUGCAGCAAGUCAGCUGGAAGUGGCUGCAGCCGGAAAAACACAGCAAGGCUCAGAUGCUGGACCUGGUGCUCCUGGAGCAGUUCCUGGCUGUCCUUCCCCCAGAUAUGGAGCAAUGGAAAUCCUUGGAAGCGGUGACUGAAUAUGCCAAGAAAAAGAAAUAUUCAUCCAAAACUUCUCAAGAGCUGCUGUUCAGGGAGAGCUUCCGGAAAAAUCAAAGUCAGGACACCACAUCAGGCUUAGAUUUCCCUGACCAGAUGUUGUCUCAACCGGAAAUCUUCCUUCUGUCCCCCAGGGCCAUUGUCAUCUACCAUUGCAACUUCACCCAACACUUCCAUGAAGGUGAUUUUGUGUCUUUGGACGACGUGGCCGUGUAUUUCUCCGAGGAGGAGUGGUCUCAACUGGAUGCUGACCAAAAAGCUCUCCAUGGGGAAGUCAUGCUGGAGAAUUCCAGGAAUCUGGCUUCUCUGGGAUAUAAUGGGCAAGAGAGUAAGAAUUGCAAGGAGGAAAGCCAAGCAAUUCACUCGAAAGACAGAAAAGGGAAAUUUGCAGAUCAGAUGCAACCAAAGAGUGAUGAAACAAAACAAUUACAAAAUGGAAUUAAAAAAGACUUUCCUUGGGUUAGUCGGCUUCCUAACCAUACAAUCAUUGAUAUGGGAGAAAGAAUAGAUCAAAGCAUGGAGUGUGGAAAGAACUUUAAUACAUUGACUCAUUUGAUUUUCUAUAACGAAAUACAUUCAGAAGAGAAACUAAAUACCUGCAUGGAUUGUGGAAAGACCUUUACUCGUAGGAUUACUCUUAAUCUCCACAAGAAGAUCCACACAGGAGAGAAGCCAUAUCAGUGCAUGGAGUGUGGAAAGAGCUUUACUCGUAGGGAUACUCUUAAUUCCCACAAGAGGAUUCACACAGGAGAGAAGCCAUAUCUGUGCAUGGAAUGUGGGAAGAGCUUUAGAUUCAAAAGAGCUCUUAGCAGGCAUAAAAUGAGUCGCCACCCAGGAGAGAAGCUAUAUGAAUGCAAGAAGUGUGGAAAGAGCUUUACUAGUAGGAGUCAUCUUAAUUCCCACAAGAUAAUCCACAUAGGAGAGAAGCCAUAUCAAUGCAUGGAGUGUGGAAAGAGCUUUACUCGUAGGGAUACUCUUAAUUCCCACAAGAGGAUCCACACAGGAGAGAAGCCAUAUCUGUGCAUGGAGUGUGGGAAGAGCUUUAGAUUCAAAAGAGCUCUUAGGAGGCAUAAAACAAGUAGCCACUCAGGAGAAAAGCCUUAUAAAUGCAUGGAGUGUGGAAAGAGCUUUAACUAUAGCACUAGUUUUAAUUCCCACAUGAUAAUCCACACAGGAGAGAAGCCAUAUCAAUGCAUGGCGUGUGAAAAGACCUUUAUUCGUAGGAGUCAUCUUAUUUCCCACAAGAUAAUCCACACAGGAGAAAAGCCAUAUCAAUGCAUGGAGUGUGGAAAGAGCUUUACUCGUGGGGAUACUCUUAAUUCCCACAAGAGGAUCCACACAGGAGAGAAGACAUAUCAAUGCAUGGAGUGUGGAAAGACCUUUACUUCUGGCAGUAAUCUUAAUUCCCACAAGAUGAUCCAC